This is a messenger RNA of Tetrahymena thermophila SB210, 2145 nucleotides long. Its product is annotated as von willebrand factor type A (VWA) domain was originally protein. The transcript has 2 exons. The record is from RefSeq and is a predicted model, not a curated record. NCBI's taxonomy places the organism in Eukaryota, Ciliophora, Oligohymenophorea, Hymenostomatida, Tetrahymenidae.
AUGUAGCGCAGGCCUCAAAAUAACUAAAAAUUCAAACCUCAAUAAACUCAAUAAUAACAAUAACAAUGCUAAUAGUAGGAACGUUAACACUUUUAAGAACUUCUUUCAUAGAUAAAUGUUUAAUAAUAAUUUCAUCCUAAUCUUAAUCAAUAACAUUAACACUUUUUAGAACUUCUUUCAUAGAUAAAUGAUUAAUAAUAAUUUCAUCCUAAUCUUAAUCAAUAACAAUUCUACAAUAAUCAAUAAGUUUUCUCUCUUCCUUUUUAAAUAUCUUAAGAAAUGUAAUAGGAAGAUAAUAUUUAGGAAGUUGUAAAAUCAAAAUAAAAUAACAAAAAUUCUUAUGACUUAGAAAAAGGAUUAAGCUUAGAUGUUAAAACCUUCUAAAAGCACUUUUAAUUCAACAAUUCUUAAGAUCAGACUAUUCCAAUAAUGGUUUCUGUAAAAACUCUUGAAUAAACCAGUGAUAUGGAAAUUUAAUCAAAUUUACUUGAAGGUAGACCAAAUCUCGAUUUAAUUUGCGUUAUUGAUAAUUCUGGAUCUAUGGAUGGCGAAAAAAUAGAAAAUGUCAAAAACACUAUUUUAUAAUUGAUCGAUAUGCUCAACGAUCAUGAUAGAUUGUCAAUUAUCACAUUCAAUAGCUAUGCAAAAUAAUUGUGUGGAUUAAGAAAAGUCAACAAAGAUAAUAAAGAAAAUUUGUAAAAAAUUACUAAGUCAAUUUAAGCUGAUGGUGGCACAAACAUUACAAGUGGUUUGUAAACAGCUUUUUCAAUCUUAUAAAAUAGAAAAUAAAGGAAUUCUGUCAGCUCAGUCUUCUUACUUUCUGAUGGACAGGAUAAUAAUUCUGAUUCUAGAAUAAGAAAUCUUUUGUAAACUACCUACUAACAGCUCCAAGAAGAGUGUUUUACUAUUCACUCAUUUGGCUUUGGUAAUGAUCACGAUGGCCCUCUCAUGUAGAGAAUCGCAUAAAUAAAAGACGGUAGCUUUUAUUAUGUAGAAAGAAAUGACCAAGUCGACGAAUUCUUCAUAGAUGCACUUGGUGGUUUAUUUUCAGUUGUUGCUUAGGACAUUAACAUUUCAAUUAAAAUAAAUAGAAGAGAUGAAAUGUUCUAAAAGUUCUUCAAAAAUUCUUAUGUUUCUAAAACUUAUGGUCCUAUGUGGAAAGUGGUAAAUAAAAACGAAGAAUACACCAUUAAAAUUAACUAGAUAUUUUAAGGUGUCUCUAAGGAUUUCAUCUUUGAAAUGACUGUUCCAAAAUCUGAUUUCAAAGACUUUUAAGAUUUUGAAAGAAAUUUAGGAGUGCUUAACGUUCAGUUAACUGCUAUUCCUACAAACUCUGAAUAUACCACUUAAAUAUUAAAAGAAAAUAACUUAGUUUUGACACUCUUUACUUAAAAUGAAAAAAUAGCUUAGGACUCAGAAAUUAACGACAACGUUGAAUUUAACUAUAUAAGAGUAAAGGCUGCUUAAGCUAUGGAAGAUGCCAUCAAGUAUGCUGAUAGAAACCAAUACUAAGAAGGCCAAGCUGUUUUAUCUGAUAUGUUGAAAAAGAUAGAAAAAUCUCAUCCUAAUAAUUAGGCAAGACUCCAAGUUAUUAAAGAAGAUCUCUUUUUAUGCUAAAAAAAUGUGUAACCUUAAUAAUAUUAAAAUUAAGGUAGAUUCAUGGCUUAAUAAUAAUGUAAUAAUAACUUUUAAUAAUAAUCAUAUGCCAUAAGAAGUAAUGAUAUCUAUUAAGCUCCCAUGUAAAGAAAAAUGAAUUCAGACAUUAAUGAAAAUGUUGAAUUUAACUAUUUAAGAGUCAAAGCUGCUUAAGCUAUGGAAGAAUCCAUCUAACUCGCUAAUAAAAACCAAUAUUAAAAAGGAUAAGUUAUUUUAUAAGAUAUUAUAAAGAAAAUAGAAAACUCUCACCCAAAUAACUCGGAAAAACUCAGUAUUAUAAAAGAAGAUUUAAUUUAAUGCUAAUAGAAUAUUUCACCUUAGUAGUAUAAGCUUUAAGGUCAAUACUAAGCAUAAUAAUAAUGUAAUAAUCACUUCAAUUAAUAAUCAUAUGCCAUAAGAGGUAAUAAGGAUCUGUAUUAAGCUCCAAAGUAAAAAUAAAUGGUUAGUCAACUAUAAUUCAAAAAAAAAUAAAGUCAAAACAAAAAAUGA